AUGUGCCUUUGCCAGCCUGUUCCCUGGUUAAAUAUGCCGAAUGGAAGGAUAUCACUCACUCAGACUUGGGAAUAUCAUGGACUUCGCUUGAUUUGGCCCAAGUUUUCAUUACGAAAAUGCGGUCAUGUACGGUCCUGUGCAGUGGUGCCGUAAUCCUACUCGUUCUGGCAGUUUUCUUCGGCCUUCUGGGCCAUUGUAACAACGACAAUAAAACCAUUAUUGCAUGCGGACUCUUCAUCCUUGGAGGUUUAUCACUCGGCUGUGGCUUAAUCACUUUCGUUUCGGCCCUUUCCGAGACCCUGGCCGAGAUCUACGAGUACCAUAAAGAUGGCCCCAAUGGUCCAGAUUUCAACUACAGAUAUGGCUGGUGCUUCUUCACUGCAGCAACUGCUCUUAUUCUAGCUUAUGUGAGCUCAGCGUUUUCCUUCGUUGGAUACCUGAAUCGAUAUACCUCCACAGAUGACAUGGUUCGCGAAAUGGUUCCCGGCGCCGAGCGCAAACUGAGGGAGCACAAACUAUCCACCGAAUACUUGAUUCGUCACUCCAACCCUCAUUUGUCCGGCCAUCAACAGUACGACCCGAUCAAUGUGGAGCCGCACAUUUCCCUGGAGCAGUACGAGGUAACCGAGUGCGGCCCCCUUCUGAAUAAGACGCCCCCUGAUGUGUGUACGACCAAUCGGUGCCAAGAGUUUGCUGCCGCCGGCACUGAUGUUACCAACGCUGGGGCGUUAGAAAUUAACUUUUCCUCAGCUGGGGCCAGUUGCAACUCUCAUGCACAAUCGCUGGCGGGCCAGACGAUACCAAUCACUAUUAAGAACCACAAUUCGACUACACCGCUGAGCUUUUCCCAUCUGCCCAUGUCCAAGUAUGGAACCAUGCCCCAUCCGGGCGCCACUUUGCACCAGGGGUUCCUCGGCGUGUCCGACAUGGGCAGCUCCAGCUCGAACAGCUCGAGUGGAUAUUGCGGGAAGAGCAAAACGCUGCAGCAUCAACGUGGUCGGGUUCCAGCUACCAAGUGCGUGAAAAUCGAAUCGUUCCAGGUUCCUGAAGCCAACUUCGAGGGAUUCGGUAAACAGAGAACGAACAAUGCGUUGGCUUAUUCGGGCAGUGCGGUAUGACAAGAGGAUGCUCCUGGGGCGGACGUAAUAUUCUAAGUUUGGGUCAUUCGGAAAUGUGAAGUAUCUAUCAUCCGCAUAUGUUGAUUUGCUGCUCGUUUUUUUUCGGGAAAGUGAUUGUUUUCAUCGGGCCUGGUUCAUACAACCCGUUUUACUGGAGCGGAAAGUUUCCUUGUUAGAGCUGCUGGUACCAAGGGCGGAUCCAGAGUGUGAAUAUAUUAAUAGCUCUCUUAUGCCCGGUUUCCGAACUCCAACAUAUCGGUUACAUAAGCUUAUGAGUCUCACAAACUACCAAAAUCACGUCUGUUGGGUUUCUCAACGUCUGUUUAAAGCUUAUCGGUUCCAUAAGUUAUCGAAUAGAUAUCUACUCGAAGAUGGAUGGAUAUCGGCUUCAUAACGUCUGACGCAAGCGUGUAG
Molecule: messenger RNA, 1532 nt
Organism: Dendroctonus ponderosae (mountain pine beetle)
Lineage: Eukaryota; Metazoa; Arthropoda; Insecta; Coleoptera; Curculionidae
Biological process (GO): neurotransmitter receptor internalization; postsynaptic neurotransmitter receptor diffusion trapping; positive regulation of synaptic transmission, glutamatergic
Cellular component (GO): postsynaptic density membrane; AMPA glutamate receptor complex
Molecular function (GO): channel regulator activity; voltage-gated calcium channel activity
Source: RefSeq, a predicted model, not a curated record